Messenger RNA from Gadus morhua (Atlantic cod), 5211 nucleotides. It is a transcript of the gene tp53inp2b, whose product is annotated as tumor protein p53 inducible nuclear protein 2b. Gene Ontology annotation, biological process: autophagosome assembly; positive regulation of DNA-templated transcription. The transcript has 4 exons. NCBI's taxonomy places the organism in Eukaryota, Metazoa, Chordata, Actinopteri, Gadiformes, Gadidae. The record is from RefSeq and is a predicted model, not a curated record. Gene Ontology annotation, cellular component: autophagosome; nucleus. Bases 572 to 1495 code for a protein of 307 amino acids.
CAGCUGUUUUGUACGUUCUACAUUCUGAUCCGAGGAUCAGCUGGAGGCGGCAGUAAACAGAACAGAACGUCGAUCUGCAGGGAAUAAACGAAAAAUAGGAAAGCUGCAGAUGUUUUGAUCUGAAGAGAAACGUCGGUGUAAAAUAUUGCAUGAAGUCCUUCUUCUGAGAAGAAAGCCAUUUAUUUUUUUAUUAUAGUGUUAUAACUACCUCACUUAAAGGCUACCUAAAGCUAUGCUUUACGAGUUGUUGUCGUUUCUACUUUGUGUGUGAGAUCACGUUUACAACUUGAAUUAUAUUACAAAGGCAGGCCUUUGCUUCAAAACCAAGUGAAACCUUACAUUUGCACUACGGAAGCCUGCACACUCCUGUCCAGCAAGCACAGGGAUCCAGCAGCGGAGCAAGCUUAGGAAACAAAUUAAAUAAAUAUAUCAAACACAAGUAACAAGCAACAAAAUUGGUUAAUAAAUAAGACCAAAAAAACAAAAGGCAGCUACAGCUUUGUUUAGCGGAUCAAAAACCAAGAGACAUCAGAGGGCCCGGGUCCAUCGGACAGCAGGGAGAGCAGCAGCCAUGUUCCAGCGCCUGAGCAGUCUGUUCUUCGGAGAGGUGGAGGAGGUGGCCGCCGAGCUGAAGGGGGAGAACCCCUGUGUGACGGAGGCAGACGAGGAGGGCUGGAUGCUGGUCAACUUGCCUGUGGAAGGUGAUUGCACGAUCCCGCUUGAGUGUGAGCGGGUGGUACAAUCAUGUCCGGGCAACGUACAACCGAACCGUCAGGACAACAUGCAAACGACACUCGCAGAGACCGAGUGGCCCCGCCCACCUCUCAAGCGUCGCAGGACACACAGGGGCCGGGCGCGAGAGCUCGAGACGCCGCUAGGCCCGUGUGCCAAGUCCCGGCCCCGGGUCUCGGGGGCCUCGACGCCCGGGACCCUGUCCAGACGGGCCGAAGGGUCGGCGCUGUCCGCGUCCCCCGGAUCCGGGCGUGAAUGUGGCGGCGGUGGGGGUGGUAGCAGUAGCACAGGCUCGGAAAGAGGCUGCAUGGAUGAGAGUUGGUUUGUCACCCCUCCCCCCUGUUUCACUGCAGAGGGCGCCACUGCCGAGGCCAGCCCCAUGGAGGACCUGCUCAUCGAACACCCGAGCAUGUCCGUCUACGUCUCCCCCAACAACCUCUCCAUGGUCUCCAACGGCAACCUUUCCGUGGUGGGGGAGGAGAGCGUGAGCCUGGCAGGCAGCAUGAGCAGGGUAGCCGACCAGCCCGCCGCUCCCGCCAUGCCCACCAGGGCGAGCCGUGGAGCCGCUGCCCAGGCCGGAGCCCUGGCCAAGGUCACCCAGGUGGCACGGGUCCAGCGCGGGAAGGCACGCAUCGAGAGGCGCCACCUGGGUCGCAACCGCAUCCAGCGCCAGAACCGCGUCAGGGAGCAGGUUCCACGCCACGCCGCACACGCCAGAAACACCUUCCUUCACCAGCCCGGAAACCGCAGCGUCUGCCAUUAGUCCUCGCCGGGGAGGGCCGUUUACUCUGAAGGCAUUUCUAGAUCAUAGUCACACCCAGGGUACGCAUACAUGCUGUACAAGGUCAUUCACAUACAGAAGAUGGGACAUCAACACGUUGCACCUAGACAGAUACACCCCAGGCUCUGAAGGCUUAGUCACAAACUGCUACAUUGUCACCCCGAAUUAGCACUAGCUUCAUUCACCCAAUACAAAUAUUCUGAGUUAAUUUUUCUUCUCUUAUAUAAAACAUGAUUAGGAAUGUAAUACAAUGUUUAAAGUCACUGUAGAUCUGCAAAACAACAAAUAUAAAUAUGAAUGUCCCCGGACUUUAAUAAAAUAGUGCUAUAUUAGUUUGUUCUCAAUUUACCCUGCAACUGAAACCUAAAGGAUGUUCAUUUACAAAAUAUUUUUUAUUUUAUUUUAUCCCAGAUAUUAUUGUUUACGAUUGGUGGUAGUAGUUAUAUUAAUUCUAAGAAAAAAUUAAGGGUGUACUUUCUCUGUUAAUCAGAAUUAAUUUUGUACAGUAAAAUACAUUAGAUUGAAUAAUGUAAUGAAGUUGAGAUUUAAUGGGAUUGUACCAAAACCUCAUUCUCUUUUUGUUUUUGAGAGUAAGAGGGAUGUACCACUAUGUAGCAAGUGAGGAGGAAAUGCCAGAAAUUUGCUUCUCUUGUGUUGGACUGGCCUCUUCUCAUGAUAAUAUAUCACGUUAUAUUAGAAAAAGAGAAGCUGAGAUGAAAAAGAGGUAGUCAAUUUACUAAUCUGAAACAACCGUUGGCAUUUCACCUCUUAUCGCUGUUUGAAAGAUAUAAGCAAAGUAGAGGAUGGGAAGAGGAUGAACAAAAAUACAAUGAGUUGCAUUAGUUGAUACUGCAAGAGGAGGGUGUGGUUAGAUAAGGUAGAUAAAGUAAGUGUAUUGUGGCUCUCUGUGCAGCCUAUGAGUUAACAACCUUGUUAAUGAGUCUGUGUGAUGACAUCACUAUAGGAACCAGCAAGUGGCAUAGGAUUAAUAACAAUAACAACCAGCACAUUAAUAAGGUGGUUUCUAAAACAUAAUAACUAGCAUGAUGUCACCAUGAACUCUUGUUUUCUGUGUCUGUAAGAGACGUAUAAGAUAUACUUGACAAAAGCUUUGACCAAAUGUAAGGCUCGUGGCAUGGCAGGAGGCUACAAUGUAGGGCAGGGUAAAGGAGGUCCAGAGUGGUAUGGAGGGCAGUUUUAUAACAUUGUUUUCUGUUCAUCAUCUUUCAUUCGUUCUCCGUUGGAUGUCCAAGGAUAUUCAAAACUUUACACAUUCUUUCCCCCUGUGAAACACGGAAAGUACACUUUUAAUUAACGUUAUUUUAACCGAAUGAACUGAAAAAUCAUCUGUGAGGAGGGUGCUUCCAGAAAGAUUUUUUUUUUUUUUAAAAGCCCAGCACAUGUCAUCCCAGUGGUGCGCGCGUGUUGUUAAUAUUGUGACAUCCGUGAAAACACAAAAAGAACUCCCUUACCACUGCAGACAAACACAAUGCUUAGGAUGAUGACGAUGAGAAGAAACAUGAGAUUAUCCGCCCCUGACACACACACACACACACACACACACACACACACACACACACACACACACACACACACACACACACACACACACACACACACACACACACACACACACACACACUUGAUCAGGCUGUCCUUCAUUGGUGACAGGCUCUCUCUAUUUUUUUCUUUUGCACUUUUGGCUUCUCUCUCUCUCUCUCUCUCUCUCUCUCUCUCUCUCUCUCUCUCUCUCUCUCUCUCUCUCUCUCUCUCUCUCUCUCUCUCUCUCUCUCUCUCUCUCUCUCUCUCUCUUUCUCUCUCUCUCUCUUGUUCUCUAUCUCUCCAUCUCUCUCACAACACACAUCUUUUUAGCUCCUUUCUCUCUCUUACAGCACAUUUAGCCGUAACAGGGUCCACCUGACCAAGCUAACUGAUAUAUAUAUUCAAACAACAAUAGUAAACGAUGGUGCUGAAGUGUAUAUGAAUAUAUACCAAUGUAAAUUAUUUGAGACAUGGAUGUAAGUUUGCACUGUUAUACAUUUGUGAGUCAAAUUUAUAGUUGUGUGCAGUGUGCUUGUUGAUUUAUUUUCAGUUUUUUUAUUUUAAUUAAACUGUCUGUAAGAGAGAAUGUUUCAUAACAUGCUAAAUCUAAAAAAUUCACAAAAAAAGAUUAUAUAUGGACAAAGGUAUUUUAUUUGUCUCUGUAAAUAACCUGUCAUGCUCCUAUAUGUCAAGCCUGUCAUGAUUUCAGUCCACAUAGGGGUUUCCAACAUGACUGGAGGGAAUCCUCUCUCUGCCUCACCUCUACUAUCUAUUUCCAUGGCCAAAAGUGGGUUUCACUCCACUUUCAAGUCCUGCAUUGAGCUUUGGGAACAUGGCUAGGUUCACAGUAUUUGUGCCAUAAGCAACCACUGCCCCCUAGUGGAAGACAAAAAAAGGACAAUAGGCCUCCUGCUUUUCUGGAAGCGGUGGUAGAGGAUUCGUUGACAUAAUGAUUGAGUUGGAGGAUUCCUUCAGCUAGUUUUGGAAAUUACCGUCCCUUUCCAGUUCUUUCGAGACAUAUAGGCCUAUAUUUUAUUUUACCUCGUCAUCACAAUCUACAAACUUUAAACAAAUGUUUUAUUCAGAAUAAUUUAUGAUAUAAUUAUUAAUAUUAUAUAUUUGUCUUUUCUUUAGUUUAUGAAUGUGUCAUGUGUCUCAACAGUCCAGUGGCUCAGUGGGUUGGACACUGAUGUACACGCCCACAACCUCAAAGAUCUCCAUUUAUUAUUUUUAAUGCUGCCUUAAUCCCUACGAGGGUUUCUAUCAUGAUUGUGCCUCGGAGGUUAACAAGCUGUGCCUGUGGUGUAUGAACAGAAAGCUGUCACACAGAAAGAAUGAAAAAAAUCAAAGGCAAAGACGAGGAGAGAUCACAAGUGGGCGUGGGUGCUUUUUACCAUCACAGAGAGCUACCACUAUGUUCUGUUUUAUUCAUUUGUUUUUUUUCCCCCUUUCUCUUUCCCCUUCCUCACCAAUGUAAUGUUAACGAAGGGCGUUGUGUGCAGUGUGGUGUUUGUUUAGUGGAAGGCUAGGUUCUGUCAUCCAAUACUACGGGGAAGAAAGUGGUUGCUCACAAGUGGGUUGAACCAAUGAGGUGUGAGAGAUGUGUGCGUGUAGAGAGGAAGAGAAGGUCAGAGGUAAAUCAUAUUCAAACAUAAGUAUCUGCAACAAAAUAAAUCAAAUUAAAAAACAUACAAAGGAGUAAGCUUGUAGUUUACAAUAUAGUUAUUAGAAGAGUUGUUCACAUUGUAAGAUGUUUUAAAAAAUAAAAGGGUUGAAUGUCUGGGGAGUUUUAUAUAUGUAUGUUGCGCCCUGAAAUGAUGGCAGCUUCAAAACAUGUCAGGGUUCACGCCCCGUGUCACAUCUAAUAGAGUACACAUCUCCCCAAUAAAAAAACGACAAAUAGACCUACAAAAUUGGUGUAUCUGAUAUCUGUGGUGAUUGUGCCUUUCACUAUUUCUGCAUGGUUUUUGUGAUGUACUGAACUUCCCUUGACCCGAAAGGACAGUCGUCCAUUGACAGGCGAGACCUAUGCAAAACCAACGGAUGGGGUUUUCAAGCAUCCAUUUAGAAAACACAGGUACCCACCAAAAAAAAAAGAAACUAAAGAAAAUUUAACAAAAACAAAACAACAAUAAAUGCUCAAGCUCAAACCUGAA